Messenger RNA from Prorocentrum cordatum, 513 nucleotides. Lineage: Eukaryota; Dinophyceae; Prorocentrales; Prorocentraceae. The record is from the annotation of a GenBank genome assembly.
CUCGGCCGGCCUCGGGCUCGAGCAGAGCAGCCCGACGCCUGGGCGGGGCUGGAGGCCCCCCGCGGGAGACCCCGCGCGUCCGACCCCCCGGAAGCGCGGAGAGCGCCGCGGGCAUGGCCAGCGUGCUGCUGCACCUGCUGCGGCUGCCGACCGACCCGAUCCCCUGCUCGAACCAUCGCGCACUUCGCGGCCGCCGCGGUGCUGAGCCACCAGGAGCUCCGCGGCGGGGCCUGCUGGUCCAACGAGGAGAUGGACGAGCAGCGGGCCCUGGUGCUGCGCGCCACCGGCUGCCACGACUGCAGGCGGGUGGGCCCUGAGGCGCCGGCGGCUGCCUCGGAGAGGCUGGCGCACAGCUUCAUCUGCGAGCAGAUGCUGGACGCCACCCAGAACCAGCGGCCCAUCCCAGACCGCGACGCCCUCGUCGUGAAGGCCGCGGAGUUUCUCUUCUGCCGGAGCUUCUCGUGCAUCCGGGAGGUCGAGAUGGCCAUGGCGAGAGAGACGGCUGGCGUCUGA